Molecule: messenger RNA, 1371 nt
Organism: Medicago truncatula (barrel medic)
Lineage: Eukaryota; Viridiplantae; Streptophyta; Magnoliopsida; Fabales; Fabaceae
Product: probable mannitol dehydrogenase
Exons: 5
Coding region: 91-1170 (359 amino acids)
Molecular function (GO): oxidoreductase activity, acting on the CH-OH group of donors, NAD or NADP as acceptor; zinc ion binding
Source: RefSeq, a predicted model, not a curated record
UUCUUUCUUUCAUAUAAGUCAAUAAAUACACCAACACUACGCUAGUACACUUCACUUCAUUCACACAAAGAAUAAUAGCAGCAGAGAUCGAUGGCGAAAUCACCCGAAACCGAACUCCCACUCAAAGCUUUUGGUUGGGCUGCUAGAGACACUUCUGGCACCCUCUCUCCCUUUCAUUUCUCCAGAAGGGAAAAUGGCGAUGAUGAUGUAAGUGUCAAAAUUCUAUAUUGUGGAGUUUGUCAUUCUGAUCUACACACUCUCAAGAACGAUUGGGGUUUCACUACUUACCCUGUUGUUCCUGGGCAUGAAAUUGUUGGCGUUGUGACAAAAGUUGGAAUCAAUGUGAAAAAAUUCAGAGUGGGUGAUAACGUUGGUGUUGGUGUAAUUGUCGAGUCUUGUCAGACUUGUGAGAAUUGCAAUCAAGAUUUGGAGCAGUACUGUCCUAAACUUGUAUUUACCUAUAACUCUCCUUAUAAAGGGACACGAACCCAUGGUGGCUAUUCUGAUUUUGUGGUUGUUCACCAGCGGUAUGUAGUUCAGUUUCCUGACAACUUACCUCUUGACGCUGGUGCUCCACUUCUGUGUGCCGGGAUCACCGUGUAUAGCCCGAUGAAAUAUUAUGGUAUGACUGAGCCAGGCAAACAUUUGGGAGUGGCAGGGCUUGGUGGGUUAGGCCAUGUUGCAAUCAAAUUCGGUAAAGCAUUCGGGCUGAAGGUUACUGUUAUUAGUACCUCUCCAAACAAGGAAACCGAGGCCAUUGACAAACUUGGUGCUGAUUCUUUCCUUGUUUCCAAAGACCCUGAAAAAAUGAAGGCUGCUAUGGGAACCAUGGACUACAUCAUAGACACAAUAUCUGCUGCUCAUUCCCUGAUGCCACUGCUUGGUCUACUGAAGUUGAAUGGGAAACUGGUCACUGUAGGGUUGCCUAGCAAGCCCCUUGAGCUCUCUGUCUUUCCAUUAGUUGCAGGACGGAAGCUUAUAGGAGGGAGUAACUUUGGAGGGCUGAAGGAGACUCAGGAGAUGCUCGAUUUCUGCGGCAAGCACAACAUAACUGCAGAUAUUGAGUUGAUUAGGAUGGACGAAAUCAACACGGCCAUGGAAAGGCUUCACAAAGCUGAUGUGAAAUAUCGGUUUGUGAUUGAUGUGGCCAACUCCUUGUCAAGUUUGUAGAGGCCAAUUUGAUUCUUCAACAUGUGUGUGGAGCCUCAACUUUGGAUUUCUCAUUUUCCUGAGAAAAGCUAAGAUCUGUAUAAGAUAUAAGAUUGGCAAAAAUAGAAGAUGAGAUUGUCGUCUAUUUUAUUGUCCCCCCCCCCGUAAGUUAUAGAUGUUUUGAUUUUGGACGUGGCAAAUAAUGUUUAUCUGUCGUUCUUC